Cutaneotrichosporon cavernicola is the source of this 2916-nucleotide messenger RNA. RefSeq lists its product as uncharacterized. Bases 1 to 2916 code for a protein of 971 amino acids. Gene Ontology annotation, molecular function: protein binding; DNA binding; transcription regulator activity. Gene Ontology annotation, cellular component: SBF transcription complex; MBF transcription complex. The record is from RefSeq and is a predicted model, not a curated record. The transcript is spliced from 5 exons. Lineage: Eukaryota; Fungi; Basidiomycota; Tremellomycetes; Trichosporonales; Trichosporonaceae.
AUGGAGGCAAAGCCCAACUUCCAAGGCCAACUGGGACAACAGCACGGGCAAGGCCAACCGGGCCAUCCGAACCCAUCGAUGUCCAACUCUGGACCCACAGGCGCCUCGCCAGCCCCAGGCCUCCUCCCCGCCCUUUCCCCCGAGAUGUCCAACCACCCGUACCCGCAAAUGCAGCAGAUCCGAGCCCCGCCUGGUGGGAUGCACGGCGGCCCUCCCCCACCCCAGCAGCAGCAACAACAACCUGGCAGGCGCGGGUCGCGCACGCACACGCCGCAAAGCUCGCAGCAUAAUGUGUUUCAGGCAGUCAUGGGCCCACGACCCGGCGAGGUGCCCCAGGGCGAGAUUGGUGGACCUGGUAACGUCAAAGUGUACGCGUCGGCGUACUCGCAGAUCCCGGUCUACGAGGCCAUGAUCCGCAACAUUAGCGUCAUGCGGCGCAUGGCGGACAGUUGGGUCAACGCGACGCAGAUCCUCAAGGUCGCGGGCAUCUCUAAGAGUGUGCGCACCAAGAUGCUCGAGAAGCAAGUGCAGUCGCAGCAGCACGAGAAGGUACAGGGUGGAUACGGCAAAUACCAGGGGACAUGGAUCCCGCUCGACCGCGGGCGCGCGCUCGCUGAGCAGGUCGGCGUGUUACAGUAUCUAGCGCCAAUCUUCGACUUUGUGCCGUCGCCGAGUGGCCCGCCGGCGCUGCCGAUGCGUGGCAACACCCCCAACAAAGCGGCCGCCGGCAGGCACCCUGGCAUGAUGCCGCCCGGUUCGACCAGCUCGGGCGGCCGCAUGAUGUCGCCUUUCCAGCACACUGGCAACGUCCCCCUUCCUCCUCAGUUUGCUCAGCAACACAUGGGACCAGGGGGACCUGAGUUGAUGGGCCCUGGCGGUCCGCAGAUGCUCUACCCGCCUCCGCAAGGCCAGCACAUGCAGCAAGGCCCGAUGUUCUUCCACCCAGGCCAACAGCCGCCGCCACACCCCGGCAUGCAGCCCCUCCACCACCAGCAUCCCGGCCACCCAGGACCACCGCAUCCCCACCACCCAAUGCACCAGAUGGGCUUUGAUCAGGGUCCUCCGCAGCCGCAGCAGCAGCAGAUGCGUCUCGAGGGUCCCAUCGAGAUGCAGCAGCGGCAACAGCCACCGCAACAGCAACAACAACAGCAGCAACAACAGCAACAGGGGCCGCUUCCGCCGCAGUUGCAGACACCAGCGAUCAUCAACGGACACGGCGGGCCAGGUCCAAUGCAGGGCCUGCCACCACCCCCAUCAACUGACGUGUACGUCGACCAGUUCGGCCAGCCGCAACCGAUUAGUGGCGCUCCGCGACCAGCUGUUGGCGGUGAGCAAGGGGAAAACGGAGAACCACCUGUCAAGCGCCAACGAACCGGUGACGCUGCUCCUUCGACAGGGAAGGAGGAGGCUACGUCAAACGACGACGACGAUGACGACGACGAGAUGCGUGACAAGCCACCUCUGCCUCCCAACUUGCGCCUUAGCACAAAGCCGUUCAAGCCACGCCUCAGCGCCGAGUCGCACCGACGCAGACAGCAGUUGCUGUCGCUGUUCUCGAGCGGCAAGGUCGACGUGCGGCAGGUCUUCGAGAUGGCGCCAGACGCCACGCUGGACUGGGACAUUGACAUGGUGAUCGACGAACAGGGCCACACGGCGCUGCAUUGGGCGUGCGCGCUGGGACACAUGAACAUUAUUAAGCAGCUGGUCGAGCUUGGCGCCGAUAUCCACCGCGGUAACUAUGCAGGCGAGACCCCGCUUAUCCGGUCGGUGCUCACGACGAACCACGCCGACGCAGGCACUUUCGGCGAGCUUCUUUCGGAGCACCUCGGCGCAAGCGUGCGUACUCUCGACCACGCAUACUGCUCCGUCAUCCACCACAUUGCCUUUUCAUCCGGCCUCAAAGGCCGCCAGGCCCCAGCGAGGGGAUACAUGGCCGAGGUGUUGGGGUACGUCGCGCGCGAGCAGAGCAAGGACAAGGAGAAGCGGCUCAACGGCGGGUCGCCUGCCGAGGGUAUCAGCCUUAAGCUCCUCGUGGAUCUUCAGGACCUGCGCGGGGACACGGCGCUCAACGUUGCUGCGCGAAUGGGGUCCAAGCCGCUUGUGAAUCUACUGCUCGACGCUGGUGCGGACAAGAUCAAGACGAACAAGUUGGGCCUCAGACCCGUCGACUUUGGCGUUGAGGUCGACGCACUCACGGUUGCGACAAAGGAGGCGGUCGUAGGACAACUCAAGAGCGAGGUCAAGCGGCCGGAGAAACGGAGCCAGGACGUUCUGAAGAACAUUGCUGGCAUCUUCGAGGCCAUGAACAACACUUUCGGCAACGAGAUGGAGCAGCACGUGGUUGCGCUUUCUGAGGUGGAGAAGAACGUGCGCGUCGCGACUCGCUCCCUCGCCGAGAAACGGCAGCAGGUCGACGCGGCGCGGGAAAAGCUCGCGACGUUGGAGCAGCAGGCUGAACGCGCGGCCAACGCGAAACGCGCCCUCGACGCACCGGACGCCGACUGGACGGGACGCACGGUGCUCAAGGGCGAGACGGCGCCGCCGCCAGCGUUCGGGAUUGGGCUGCCGCUCCUCCCCGGCGCGGGCCCCAGAGCUGACGAGGAGGAGAAGAUCGAGGACCUCCCGCUCCCGGCCAAGGACAAGGAGGGUGCGCUCGUCGCGCUCCGUCGCAUCGCUGCGUGGGAGGAACGGGCAGCCAAGCUCCUCGAAGAACGAGCGGCCGAGUUGGAGGGCGAUGGUGCGGACCGCGCGAUCAAGUACCGAAAGGUCAUUGCUUUGUGUGCGAAGGUCUCGGUGGACCAGGUUGAUGAUAUGCUCGACGGCUUGACCACUGCAGUGGAGUCGGAUGGACGGGCUAUCGACCUCUCCCGCAUUUCGGGACUGGUUACAAGACUACGGCGUGCCCCUGUUUCGUAG